UAUAUUAUGUUUUGAUGAAUAUUGAUCACACGGAACGUAGUUUGUUGCUUAUGAUAGAGAAUCUUCGGACGUGACAUAUAGGUCUUCGCGGAUGUGAUUAUAUGACAGGGCGGAUUAAUACAUCGACGGAUCCGAGCGAUUCAGCAUGGAAGAACUGACCGCAAGCGAGGGUGAACUAUGAAUGUCAACCCUUCAACGGAAUAUCGGGUGUUUUUACGGGUGAUAUUGUGUCGGAGUGGCAUUGCCUACCUCACUAAACUGAUGUAGAAACACGCUGGAUUUAUACUUUGCCAAGACGAUGGCGAAGACAGCCGACUUGUGGACAUAUUUCUGUGUUGUCACUGUGUUUGGUAUAGUCCGGGGCGUGGACAUAUCUUUCAAUGACCCGAAAGAUGGCUUCUUCCUCAAGUCAACGUAUCAGAAGCUCCGGACGAAGGAUCCGCGGGUGACGGAAAAGGAGGCGUUUAUCGUGACUCAUCCUUCAGAGCUAUACAAGCUCCGGGUCCACCAUGGACCAUUCGAGGUGUACCAGUCUGUACCGGACGCACUGCUGGAAGAAGCCCGGAGCGAGGGCGAGAACCUCAACCUCAUGCACAGACAGAUCUUGUACAACACUGACAUGAGUGCACAUAUUGUCACAGACAGACUCACACCCAAAUGGUCACUUUUACAGGUACUGGUGCAUGCACAGCCUUUUGGUAGUCGGAAAGCUGACGGAAUGUACAAUGUUUAUGGGUAUGAUCAGCAAUGGUGUGGUCAGAUGUUUGUGGAGCAUCAGCACCAACAGCUGUCAGCAGUGUGCGUUCUCAGUGAGAGGGACAGUGUGUGUGUGAUGGGCAUUGAGCUUCCGUCGGAUUGGUGGCACCAUAAUGACACUGAUGUGUCUGUGUAUUACCACGUCUCCCGAGUCGGCGCCAACCAUGAAUGUGCCAGUGCAUCCAACUCCAUCGUACCAGGACGCUCCAUGUCGGGCAAUACCGAUCAGAAAAAGACCUUCAUUGCAACGAUUCGUUUGGCAGAAAAGGAAUACAACUACGAAAUACGAAAGGAUCAGAAUCUUAUAUUUCACGUACCAACACAGGAUUUCUUUCCAGCGGCCAAGUUUGAUGUUCCCGUGUACCUGGAUACCGGCUCAAAACUUCAAGUGAUUGUCAUCAAGGUGAAGGUGCGUAAUGGGCUUCUGAUUCGAGAUGCAGUGGUGAGUGAGAACAGCCCAUGGAGUAUAUAUGUCGAGAUCAGUGACAGACAGCGAUCUGCCACAGUUACAGCCUUCGUCAAGGACACUGAAAAGCUCAGCCAGAGGUCAAGCUCUCUGGAAAUCUUCCACUGGCAGUUUGAGGUUGAGGACAGCAUCAUGAGUCCAGAGAAUGGCCGCAUCAUCUGGACCAUCGACUACGAGAAGAACGCUCCGGCCCUCAACUCCUACUACCCGCCUCGCAACUCCCGCGUCACGGCACGCAUCAAGAUCGCAGGACGCUACCACGAGAGAAUUGUCCCUGUUUUCAAGGAGACUGAGAUUCUGAACACAGCCAUCUUAACAGGAGAGAGACUGUCGUUCCCGCUGAAAGUCUAUGCUGUGUCGGACGUUGGGAUAUUCCGCGAUGUGUCGGUUCUCACUGCCUGCCACUCAACAGACAAGGACGUCCUCAAGGUUGCACCAGAUUGCUCAGAAAUCUACUUUGAAGGUAAUGAAACACGUGGCUCGCACAACGUCACUGUGAUCGCCAAGACUGGCCUGUACACGGACAACAUGUACAUCCGCGUGUGGGUUCCCGAGAGUAGGCUGGACAUCCAACUGUCGGACAACAAGCUCGGACAGAUUCGGGGCUGGAAGGUGCAGACCAAGGCCCAACGAAGCAAACGGAGUGUUGAUUUUGGACUGCUGACCCACUCAGGGUUCUAUGUUAGUGAUCGUAACCAGAAACUGGACCGUCAUGGCUGCCAGUUGCGUCUGCAGCAAGCUGAGGUCGAGGUCUUCACCCGCUUCCACAUAGAAUCUCGGUCUCGUAUUGACUACUACCACAACCGAAAGGCCUAUCUCAAGGUCACUGACAUUGUCUUGAAGAGGAUGAGAAUGUCGGAUCCAAGGAUUGCUUCCCUUGAAGGGAACAUCAUCCAAGGUCUAGGCCAAGGAAGGACUGAAGUCCAGGUGCUGUCACCGACCGGGCGUGUCAUGGCUGCCAGGGAGGUCCGUGUGGGCAAGGAGAAGGUUGUCAUAGAGCGUCUGCUCAUCCGAGUCAUCAGCGGCGUCCGGCUUGAUAUCGUCAAGGGUUCGCUUCCUGGCACCCUCACCGCCAUUGCUCACCUUGAGCACAAGCUGAUGUCCAAACACAAGGAGGCAAGUCUGGAUGUGUCCGUGCAGUAUUCUGAUGGCACAAGCUUCCCUCUAAAGUACAUCAAUUCUAAGGACUAUGACAUAAAGAUUUCCUCCCUCAACCACCAUGUGAUCGACAUUCUUGACACGGACAACUACGAGAUCCGUGCAGUUGGUGAAGGAAGUGAUGAAUUCGUCAAAGUUGUUUUCAGGCAUGGAGACCAAUGCCCACGAAAACGUUCCCGCCCACUCUCUACAACCUAUGUAUAUGUGACUGCCGACUUCUCCAAGGAAGGUAGCUACCAUGACAGUCUUCAGAGUGACGGCAACUACAACAACCGCGCCAGCGGACGGUGGGAGGAUGAAGAUGAUCACAACCAGAACAUCCAGAAAAUACAUAUUGACAAUAAAGACAAAUACUUUCAACACCAGUCUAAGUCAAAGUUCGAUAAGAUUUUGAAGAAGGACAAGUCUGAUCCUCAAGUGAUUCCUGUCGAUUUGGCCUUUGGUAAUCUCCCCAUGUCCAAACCCAAAUCUGAAGCUCACCAGCAGCCAAUCCGAGAAAACAACCGCCUGUCUCCAUUGGAGAUUGGCAUGUAUGUCCUGCUGGCUGUAUUCUGCGUGGCCAUAUUGGUCUUUACUGUUAACUGUGUUGUAUUCAUGCUCAGAUACCGCCGAAAGCGUAUUCCAAAAGGUCCUAAGGAUACAGUAUCUCAGGCACAUGACUGGGUAUGGAUCGGACGCUCAACGCUCGAGCGUAAUGGUGCUCAUCACACACGCUGCUCACAGACGCUCAUGCCAGAGGAGGACUUCAAUGGGAACCAGAUGAUUGUUCGUCCUCAGAGCAGCAGUCACAGCUCUAACAGUUCACAGAACGGUGGAAGCAACCGCAACAGCACCGUGUCGACAUACAAAGGCUCGGAAUGCAGCAUUCGGAUCACUGCCAACCCACUCUUGGAUGGGGCAGAAGUCCCCAACCCAGAGGAUGCCGAAUGGGAUUAUGAAGCAAUGGGGAUGACAUACGAUCAACUAAUGGAAUACUUUGAUAAUUUGAAAGAGUCAACUGCAUAACGCCUUAAGUUUUAAUCUUCUUCUGAACUAUUUUCAAUUUUCUGCUGUAUACGAGAGAGCAUGAACACUAUGAGGAAUAUGGCACUUUGCUUGCAUUUUCGUCCUGUUUCAUGUCCAGUGUUGAGGGAACAGUUGGAUGCAGUGCGUCUUGCCUUUUGCCAGAAUGAACAGGAAAACACAAGUGGAAAUCUCUCCCUUACGAAAUGGUUGUGCAGAAGACUGGAUUAGGGCACGGUGUGGUACUGAGCUGUGGACAUGAGUGUUGUUCAGGUAUUUAAUGGGCCAGGUCCUCGUUGUGAUGUGAACCAAGUAUUUCUUGAGGACCCACACUCAUCUAGCAGUACUAGAGACUUAUACCAUCAUACUGGCACCCUUGUAUUGUCUAUACUACAUGUGUAGGAUAUACGUGAUUAUAUGCCACACUGAUAGUUUGUGAUCCUAUAUUGGAAGUAUUCACUGUAAAUAAUUGUAUGCUGCCUGAAGGUCCUAUUGAGAUGUUCCAUGGCAGGAAAAAGGCAGGUGGGACCUGAAAUGCAUAAUGACUAAAUUUGAGAGUUUAUGUAUCAAAAUGGCGGCCUCUUAGCACAUGCCUGAGCAGUGAGAUGGCAUUAUAGUGCUGGUGUAUAUAAUACUCAUAUUGUCUUAUAUAUUUGCAUGUGACAGGCAAAGGAGACAAUCAUGGCAUAUGAGAAUGUGGUCCUGAGUCAAAGGAGUUGGUAAAGGGAAGUAACUCUAACAAGGGAGAGAACUGGUGAUGAUAGGACCAGGCACAUGCACAGUGAAGAACACUGUGUGGUGGUCAUGUAGAAUAACAUCAACUACUUCUACAGACAUGGCAGAUUAUGUUGAGUCCUUUCCCGGACAAUGUAGGCGAAAGUAACCAAAUUUCCUUGAAGAAAAUGUUUUGGUCAGAUGAAUUUAAAAUCUUUUAGCUUGAUCUUGGACAUUUUUUACUGUCUGUAACCGGCUGACAUGAAGACUGCAAGAUGAGAUAACAUCAAAUGCUUUUUAAAAUGCACUGUAAACCAGAGUGUAUUUUUGUGUCGAAAAAAAUAUUGUGGAAAAUAAUGAUCUGUAAGAAGUGGAUCUGUAUUGCUCGCUGCAACUGUUCUCUUUGUCGAGAAUUGUUCUUUGUUUUUGAUGGUUAACAAAAAGUAGUUGAGUAUCAAAUAUCCUGGUCAGUGUGAUUGUUGUGAAGUUACUGCAGGCCACCCCUAUAUGUGCGUUAACCAACCCUCCGCUGUACACCCAACAAAAGGUUGCCAUUUGGUUCUGGGAGAGUCCAUUUAACAACAGGGAUGGUACGAUCUCUCUCAAUAUACCCCUUGAACAAUUAUAAUAUAUUUCCUUAGAUUAUUUUCCAUUCUGUUUGUGUGUAUUCUCCCUGCUUUGUUCAGUGGAAUGCCCCGGGGCUGUAAUGCCCAUCAACAGAAUGGAAGAGUCCUGUCUUUAGUAGGGGUGUCAAGUGCAGCCCUGUCUGUUUUUUAACUGAGCUGUUUUCUCAGCCCUGUGUUAUAGUGUUGUUUAUUAUGCAUAUGCGAAAUGCAAUAUAUUGAAUAUAUGCUGGAACCCCCUCACAGUGUCUUGCUUUGGGAAAUUACUUUGAUCAGCAGUGAUAAAUAUAAAAUUGAGAAAUGCAUCAAGACCAGUUUGCAUUUGCUUGAUGGAAAAUUAGUGAGGUGGUAGAAUCAUCAAAGGGGCAGCAGUUUGCUGUGGUGAAGGUCUGAGACCUGCAUCACUUUGGGUUUUCCUCCAUCAAGCUGACUUGCUAUUAAAUAACUAAAUACGGAAAAAAGCAGUAAACUCAAUGCACUCACUAUGAAAAAUUGCGUGUAAAGAAUAUUGGCAAUUUUGUCAUGUGAAAAGUGAUUUGAAAUGAUUUCAAUCGAUAUUUCCUUCUUGAAAAAAAUGGCUGUCUUAACUGCACAGAUUAGAGGAAAAUUUGACCUAAAUUUGAGAAGUCAAGCCAACAAUUGCCAGAAAAUUUGGAGUAGUUUUACUUCCAUCUGCGUGUGUUAUUUUAGACAGGUGGAGUAAGUCCUGACCAAGACACUGUGACUAGGGAGCCAGCAGUUACUAUGACUAUGAUGUAACUCUGUGUAGAUUGUGUUAGCGUGGACACGUCGCUUCAGUGGUGCUCCUGUGCAAGUCAUGUGACUUGUCAUUUCACAGCAAAUAGAUCUGACUUUCCCCCACUCCUCACGUCUUUUUCAUUAGUCAUUCAAAAGAUUGUGAUUAGUUGCCAAGGUAAUGUUGUCGAAAUCUAUAUCAGGAUUACAGAUCUUGUAAUAAUGAAAUCUCAAUUCAAACUUUUGAAAGGUGAUUAAUUUCGUUCAAGAAAUUUGAUAUUAGUAUUACUGAUUUGGAAAUUACUGAAGCAAAUAUAAAUGCAACGUAGUGCUAAGGAAUUGAAUGGCAUGACAAAAUCAGUAUAAAGCAAUAGGCGUUUGCUUCAUGGGAAGUAUGUUUAUUUUGGAAUUUCCUCUUGGAGAUUGUAAUUAGCUCCUUUUUAGAAAACAAGUGAAGUUGUUGUUAGUGACCUAAAUAUUGCAAACCACAUGUAAAAUAUGACACUUUUACUGAAAGUAUUUGUGUGUGUUGAUGUUUGUUGCAACCUAAUCCUUAUUGUCUUUAGGACGCUAGGAUAGAUAUUAAAAUGUUAUUUUUUUUAAUAAAAAAAAAUAAAUUCAGUGUCUAAGGCUAUAGUGAAUUAAUUAUAACAUUUUCAGACAAAAUUACCCAAACAAACAUAUACCACUCCACUUUUGAUAGGAAUAAUCAGAUAUGUCAUUAUAUUUAAAUUGCACUUGACAUACCGUAUUCCACGUAAUAAGCGCCCUGCUCUAAUAAGCGCCCACGGCGAUAUUUGUUAAUAUAUUGGCUAGUGAACAAUCUCAAUUAACACCCUUCCGAUUGAUUAAUGUACACAAGACUUAUUUAUUUGCGUAUAAUACACACUCAUAUGCUAUAUGCACCCUUAAUUAUGGGCAAUUAAAUCCUAGAAAAAUAUAUCUGUUGUAUAUAAACAUUUCAGGCUGUCAGCAUAAACCACGAAAUUUACGAUCUUUCAACUCAAAAAAAUAUUCUAAUAAGAGCCCCCUAUUUCUAAUUUUGAGAGCGCCCUGGGCGCUUAUUACAUCGAAUACGGUAUUAUGAGUGUCUGUUUUGUGUAUCAUGAAAAGAUAAAAAAAAGAUAUCCCUAUCAAAAGAUGGAGUAGUGUAUAUUAAACAACUAGUCACUGUUUCAGGUUUGGAUUCAGAACAAUUGAAUAUUUUUCCCAACAAACCCAACUCCAAACCAGUUCUUGGAACUGUUUUGAUGGGAAUGGGAUCUGUGAAAAAUGACAAAAAAAUGAUUCAUUUUGGCAGAUUUUAAUUUGUUGUGUUUAAAAUAAUCAAUUCAUUAUGGUCUUGUUUUUUAACUAGUGAAGACCCUGUUAAGUUUUGCACAUUUCUUGAUUGUGACAACACCUGAUGUUAAUUAGUUUCCUGUAACCAUGGUAACAGAUUGUUCAUGUCAUUGUCUUGUUAAAGUUCCCCAGAUGCUUGGUUGCCCCUACUGUUGUCUAAUCAGCAAGCCUUUGUGAUACUAUCAGAUUUAGCAUUUUCCUCAAGAAUCCACAAGUAAAUAUCACUUAACUUCUCUAUAACUACUUUACAAGUCAUUUUUAGAUCUGUAUUUUUUCUUCUAUUCUAUAACUUUCCAUGAUUUGCUAUGUGUUAAUAAGUAUUUGGACUUUUUAUUUACAUAUUUUUGUUUUUUUAUUUUGAUGGCCAUUUUAAUGAUGGAAUUUACUGCAUCCUAUAUUUUUCUCAUGAUCAUUGAAUAAUGGGACAUUUCUCAUCUUUUGUUGCAUAUUAAUUCUAGCAGUUGAGAAAUUAUGAGUAGGACUUAAUAAACUUUGAAUUAUAUUAGUUAUUUCAAAAUGUUACUGAUUUAGGCUAUUUGGCUAAAAAAUACCAACCAAGUAGGGUGGCUUACACAUUUGUUAGAAAUUUUUAUACCCUACCUGAAUUCAACAGUCUUGAUGGCAUUUAAGAAAAAGGAGAAUUGAAGUCUAUAAAUUUGAAUAAUUAAAUCCUGGCAGUCUUAAUCAAAUCAGUUUCUGAACAUUUGGCAUUAUUAUCCUAAGGUUCACAAACAGUAAUCAAAAUACAUAUUUCAUAUCAAGAAAACAAAGUUGAUUAGAAUUACUCCAGGUUGGCCCUGUAGUGUUGACUUGUGUAGUUAGCUAUUGUAUAAAAAUCUGGUGCUUACCGAAAUACGGCAAAAUUAGGGCGCCAGACAAUGACCUGGAACUGUAAAUGUUGAGCCUCCUCCUCACCUUGUGUCCUGUUCCACAGAGCAGACUUAGCUCUACAAUCGUUGUUAACCUGCUUCAUGGACCAGAGCCCUGGUGAGGUGAGCUAAAUCAAUAUUCUUGUUGUGAUAAAGUGAUAUAAGAGGCUGGGUAAAUUGCUUAGGUAGGCGGUCGGUCAUGAGAAAUGAAAGAAUUAUUUUAACAAGCCUUGGAUAGCCAUGCAUUGUGAAAGACAACCGUAUGUGUUCAGCACGUCUGCCUGUCUGCCUAUGGUCACAAUGCUGCAGCAACACUACAGUUUUUUGGGUAUUUCCUGUUAAGUUAUAUCCCUCACUGUCUUCAAGUCUGUGUGGAUGUGUGUCUGUCUGUCUGUCUGUCCUGUGUUGUCAUGUGACUGUCAUGUGACCUGUCACAUGACAUAGCAGUGACAGUGUGUCUGUUGUUUGUGACAGAUCAGUUCUACUGUCAAUAAAUCAUUUCAUUAUAA
Molecule: messenger RNA, 8173 nt
Organism: Haliotis rufescens (red abalone)
Lineage: Eukaryota; Metazoa; Mollusca; Gastropoda; Lepetellida; Haliotidae
Product: transmembrane protein 132E-like
Exons: 9
Coding region: 299-3385 (1028 amino acids)
Source: RefSeq, a predicted model, not a curated record